UUGAUGGACAUCUCGGCGUCACAUUUCCGGAACUCAUGUAAGUUAGCGCUCGGAUUUACGGAAUACUUUUAAAUAGGGACUGGUCCUACAGGGUAAUGUGUCCCCCGUGCUUAAACGUAGAGCUUAGGUAUUUUUGUUAAUUAUUCUAAUACAAGUAUUGCUGUUUUAUGUGUGUGUGACAGUGUUGUGUUAUAUCUGAAAGAUAUGAAUGGGUGGAUCGAUAGCUAUAUUUCCAGUUAGACAACGUAGCUAGAUACAAAAAAGAAGACGUAGAAACGUAAAUUACAUGUCAGAGUCGAAGCUAUAGUUCAAAAUAACAAACCAAAUCAAUAAUAAGCAUACGGCAUUAAUUUGUAGGCGGUAUGUCUACAUCACCAGGAUGUGGGCCACAUAGCUGUAUAUAGAAAGAGAAUAGAUAUUUGGCAUUUCAAGGCUCCGCACCGUCUUGUUUUCAACUACUGAACCUACUAUUUCAUACAGUAUAAAGAUAAAGUGUUACAACUGGUUUACAAUAUCCCCAUUAGUGGUUUAUAACUCGUACUCUUGUCAGUAUUAUCUAAUAUUACACUUUACAUAGACCUUACACAUAUUUCAUGCAAGAAUGGUUGACGACACACCAGAUGAAGUCCUUGCUGAGCUCAAAACCAGAAACCUUGGUGGCUGGGGUGUCGCUCAGAUAGCUGCUGGCACUGGGCUUGCUGUAUAUGCUAUGUGGGUGGGAAUCCUCCAACCAGGUUUCCGAAAGGUUCCUUUGAGGCUACAGGUCCCCUACAUUCCUGCCAGCAAAGGUCAAGUAGAUAAUGUAAUGAUAUUACUGAGAGGUCGAAAAGGAGGCCUUGUGGAUUUGGGAUCUGGAGAUGGCCGCAUUGUCUUGGAAGCUUUUCGGCACGGUUUCACUCCUGCUGUUGGUUUUGAGCUCAACCCCUGGCUUAUUCGCCUGGCUCGCUUCCAUGUGUGGAGAGCAGGCCAUCAUGGAAAAGUGUCAUACCGACGAGAAGAUCUCUGGAAGGUUGACUUGACAGAAUGCAAGAACGUCACAGUCUUUUUGGCUCCUAGUGUUCUUUCAUUAUUGCAGGAGAAGCUCCAGGCUGAGCUUCCUGAUGAUGCCUUAGUGGUAGCUGGACAUUUUCCAUUCCCUGAUUGGAAACCUUGCAGAACUGAGGGCCAGGGUGCAGACAGAGCCUGGGCAUAUAGCAUGCAAGCACAAAGACAACACACCUUGAAAAAUAACAAGUGCACCGUUACAAAUGGUGAUGUUACAUUUAACUAACCAAGGAACAGAGAUACACUUGAAGCUCCAUUAUAUCAUUAACUUGUUGCUUAUAUAUGUCCUUCACUAGAAUGUUAACAUUUUACUUAACCUGACUGUCUGAAUACAUUAGUUAAAAACUAAAUUCUUUUGACUACAGCAGGAUAUUUUUGAUAAACUGUGUAAGGAUAAUAACUUGUUCCUUUUCACUCCAGUGUGGCACUGAAUUGUGAGUGAGUACAAACAGAAUUUUUGCACGAAGUCUCUCUUCUACAGUUUUGAUGGGUGGAUUUUCUUCAUUAUCAGCAAUGUUUGAAACACUUUUUAACCAGAAAUUCCUGAAAAAAAGCAUUUGACACAAUCAAUCAUGAGCUAUUAAUGGAUCAGUUAGCAAAAUAUGGGAUCAGGGGAAUGGUUCUGAAAUGGAUUAGAAGUUACUUGACACAGAGGCGUCAAUUUGUGAA
This is a messenger RNA of Monopterus albus (swamp eel), 1713 nucleotides long. RefSeq names its product adenine nucleotide translocase lysine methyltransferase (gene antkmt). Gene Ontology annotation, biological process: peptidyl-lysine trimethylation; regulation of mitochondrial ATP synthesis coupled proton transport; positive regulation of proton-transporting ATP synthase activity, rotational mechanism. NCBI's taxonomy places the organism in Eukaryota, Metazoa, Chordata, Actinopteri, Synbranchiformes, Synbranchidae. Bases 602 to 1270 code for a protein of 222 amino acids. The transcript has 5 exons. Gene Ontology annotation, cellular component: mitochondrion. The record is from RefSeq and is a predicted model, not a curated record. Gene Ontology annotation, molecular function: protein-lysine N-methyltransferase activity.